GAGUCAGAGAGAGUAGCUCAGGUUUAUUAUAAUCACCUUUAACUCUCUGAUAUCACCGCUGUCUCACAUCAUGACUCUUCACUAUGUUAACUAAAUACUGACUAGUCAGCUACUAACACAGCUGGAGGUGUAAUCGGUUUUUUUAUGUUUUGCUUUAGUAUAUUACAUUUCAUCAUAUAAUUACAAAAACCCAUACAGCCCUGGUUUAAGUACUCAUCACAACCAAUCACUUGUAGUGUGGUCUCACUCGCAGCUUCAAAAAAAAAAAAAAGCGCACAAACCUCAGAGAAGAUGGCAUUCGACAAAUUCUUGAAGAAAUGAAAGCUUUAUAUGAGCAAAACCAAAGUGAUGUGAAUGAAGCCAAGACUGAGGGCAAAACUGAGCUAAUACCAACUAUCAAGUUUCGUCAUAGCUGCUUGUUGAGGAACCAGCGCUGUAUUGCAGCCUACCUUUAUGACCGGCUUCUGCGAAUCCGUGCUCUCAGGUGGGAGUAUGGAAGUGUGUUGCCCACAGCAAUUCGGUUCCACAUGUGUGCAGAGGAGUUGGAGUGGUUUAAUCAGUACAAGAAGUCACUGGCCACUUAUAUGAGGUCACUUGGAGGAGAGGAGGGUUUAGACAUAACACAAGACAUGAAACCCCCUAAGAGCCUAUAUAUUGAGGUGCGCUGCCUGAAAGAUCACGGGGAGUUUGAAAUCGAUGAUGGGACAGUUAUUCUCUUGAAGAAGAAUAGCCAGCAUUUUCUGCCACGAUGGAAGUGUGAGCAGCUGAUUCGACAGGGAGUACUGGAGCACGUCAUUUCUUAACAUGUGAUGUCCUCUCUAGCUGGUUAUGAUAGUUACUCACUAUAAUGUAACAUUUGUGCCUGUUAAUUGUAUGUACUUCAAUAAUUCAAAGAACUCAUCAAAUCAGUGUCCAGGUGUUUUGCUGUGUGAUUUUUACUAUCAAACUGUACAGUGAUUUAUGUGUCUCAUCAAAAUCACACUGCUGCCAUGUCUUAAUCAGGUCCAUUUUUCCACUUUUAAAUAAAUGCAAUGAUGGUAAUACAAUAAUAUUUUAGAAGACUCAAUAAAAUUACAGCUUUUGCAA
Molecule: messenger RNA, 1086 nt
Organism: Hemibagrus wyckioides
Lineage: Eukaryota; Metazoa; Chordata; Actinopteri; Siluriformes; Bagridae
Gene: gins1
Product: GINS complex subunit 1 (Psf1 homolog)
Exons: 7
Coding region: 318-803 (161 amino acids)
Biological process (GO): DNA strand elongation involved in mitotic DNA replication; DNA replication
Cellular component (GO): GINS complex
Source: RefSeq, a predicted model, not a curated record